This is a messenger RNA of Suillus clintonianus, 1722 nucleotides long. RefSeq lists its product as uncharacterized. Lineage: Eukaryota; Fungi; Basidiomycota; Agaricomycetes; Boletales; Suillaceae. Bases 487 to 1356 code for a protein of 289 amino acids. The record is from RefSeq and is a predicted model, not a curated record. The transcript is spliced from 2 exons.
CUACCCCAUCUACGAAUUCCUACUGUGUAACUCUGUGUUCCUCAGGAGACGUGAAGUCAGGCACGAUAUUGGGUUUACGGCCCAGCUGGUCCCUGGAUGAGUAAGUAAUGGCAUCUUCUGACCUGAUCAUAUAUACGGGCGUCUUGCGCAGGAUGACACCGACAAACUUAUACGUUGGUCUUUUACUUCGUCACUCCUUCUCGCCAUCGCCACCAUGUCGUCGUCUGCACCAGCAUCGACAAACUGAGCGGCGAAAUCAGUUGCACAAACAACAGCAGCCCCUACUUCUACUCUACCUGGUACUACUUCUCCUAUCUUCUCCUACUAGUCAGCCACCCUCUAUUUCAACACCAAGUAUUUUUCCCCCUCUCCUUCUCUUCUUCCGAAUCAACAUCCAGUACUUACUGACUGUUCAUCGGUUUCUACCGUUCCACAAUAACACCACCAACAACACCCACAACACCCACUACGACACCCACAUCUUCUAUGUCAUCUUCCUCGUCCAGCAACGUACAAACGACUUCCUUUACUAUGAUUACAACACCAACUACAACCUUUAUGACCUCCGUGUCAACAACGGUACCUACAACGAUAACGUCAAUAGAUCCAUACGGAUCAACAAUCACAAUCACCACCGAGAUCUCCACGACAACUUCUAUCCCUGUCCCAACUCCCACUUGCAUACAUGACUCAACCAGCAGUGUUAUUGUCCUAAUCGGCGUCUUAUUGCUCUAUUGCUUCUACCCAUGCAGUGACAGACGUCGAGACAAGUUAGAGAGAAACUUGGACCCCUCUGAUGUUGUAUCCCAUCCCUCAGGGGGCGGAGCCCCACCCCAAGUCGACCUCGGCGACGAAAUAGAGGUUACUCCCUACCCUGACCGUGACGGAAGCAUGCCCCAGUACAGAGAAAGCCCCUUCUUCGCUGCUGGCGCGAGUGCCACUGCAGCAGGAGCAGGUAUUCACCGCACAACGCCACCACUCAGCUCUCCUUCUCAGCACUCCGACGCCGCCACCUCUCCCGGCGAGGGGUACCCCUCUCAAGGCUUCGUACGCUCAGGCCUGGGCCAGUACCUCCAAGGCGGGCCGAACACGUACGCACUGCUGCAGCAAACAGACUUGGACAACCCACGACCGCUCACACGCCCCGCCCCAAGCGUCAGCAACACCUCAAGCGGUCGUGAGAUGAACGACCAAGAAGCUGCUGCUGGGCGUCAGGGGCUCGCGCUCACUACGCAGCAAGAAGUUGAUGGGGAAGGGUCAGGUGUUGAACACCACGAUGCGGGUCAGGCGCAAAACGACGAAGGAGGUGAAGAGCCGCGAGAUGUACCGCCUGCGUAUGAGUCUAUUAGGCCGUAGACUUGCGCAUGCUCAAAAACGCACGAGCAUGACCCGUGAAUCUGAAUCUGCGAUGCCACCCCCUACCACGUUUCAUGUGUACGCCACGAUGGACACACUACUUUUGGACGUUCAUACAUAUGUAAAGUACAUCAUCAUGAUCUUUAGACCAUUCAUUCACUUGUUUCAUUAUUUUGACGGGUGUUGUCGGUGUCGUUGGUAUUCUGUUGAGGCGUGGCGGCUGAGUACUCGGUCAAUUUUUCUGUAGUAUUACCAGCAUACGUAUUCGUAUUUCAUGCACACAUUGUCAUAUGAUUUUUCUUUCACUCGUUUUACUCUACAUCAAUGCAAAUUGCGUAUAUGAUAUUGACAUUGUUGGUAAUGUAU